UGCCCCCACCCCCACCCCUCAUCCCCGCUGCAGUGGUUGAAGACUGCUCCCACCCCACUGUUCUUUGUGACCUCUCACCAGCUGCCCGCCUGCCUUCAUGCUGCCCCUGCGCCUGCGCCGGCUGUGGCCCCACAACCCUCACACUCGGUUCUUCGCAGCGGCCGCCCGGCAGCGCCCCUGCAGGUUUGGGCCUCUCUCCACAGGUCUGGCCCCAGUAACUACUAUGAACUGUUGGGGGUGCAUCCUGGUGCCAGCGCUGAAGAAGUUAAACGAGCUUUCUUCUCCAAGUCCAAAGAGGAUAGGUCAUGGGAAGGGAGAUGAGGGGAGUCCUGCCCCACCCCAGCUGCACCCUGACCGGGACCCCAGGAACCCAGCCCUGCACAGCCGCUUUGUGGAACUGAGUGAAGCGUACCAAGUGCUGAGCCGUGAGCAGAGCCGCCGCAGCUAUGACCACCAGCUCCGCUCGGCAGCUUCCCCAAAGUGUCCGGGAACCACAGCCCAUCCCAGGUCUGCUCAUCAGGCACACAGCAGCUCCUGGGCACCCCCCAAUGCAGAAUACUGGGCCCAGUUUCAUGAAGUGAGGCCUCAGGGACCAGAGUCAAGGCAGCAGCAGCACAAGCACAACCGGCGGGUGCUGGGGUACUGCCUCCUGAUCAUGCUGGGAGGCAUGGGCCUGCACUAUGUUGCCUUCAGGAAGCUGGAGCAGAUGCAUCGUAGCUUCAUGGAUGAAAAGGAUCGGAUCAUCACAGCCAUCUACAAUGACACUCGGGCCCGGGCCAGGGCCAACAGAGCCAGGCCCCAGGAGGAGCAACGGCAGGGGCAGCAGCUGCAGCCACCACCGGGACCUCCUCAAGGCCCCGGUAUCGUGCCCCCCAGCCCCAGCCCCUGAGCGGCUCACCUUGGAGAGCUCACCUUGGAUGGGGCCUGCGGUGUGCUCCCUUCUGGGACACCCCACUCCCCAAAAUGCGUGCAAUAAAGUGAUUCUCAGAGCUCUUGUGUGGCUCGCUCCUACAGGCCCAGAGCCCCCGGCCCGGGCCCCGCCCUCCGGGUUCUGGCGGCGGCAACCCGGGAGCCCGGCCCCCUGGGCGGUGCGUCCCCUUUCCCCUGCUGCGGCAGGAGGUGGGGUGUGUGUAGAGGGGGCGGGCCCCGCCGGCGGCCUCGCCCCCCCUCCCCCACCCCGCCCCCGCCCCGCGGCCCGGUGGGGAGCGCGUGUCUGGGUC
Kogia breviceps (pygmy sperm whale) is the source of this 1220-nucleotide messenger RNA. Lineage: Eukaryota; Metazoa; Chordata; Mammalia; Artiodactyla; Physeteridae. The record is from RefSeq and is a predicted model, not a curated record.